Plectropomus leopardus (leopard coralgrouper) is the source of this 2521-nucleotide messenger RNA. RefSeq names its product asteroid structure-specific endonuclease 1a (gene aste1a). The record is from RefSeq and is a predicted model, not a curated record. NCBI's taxonomy places the organism in Eukaryota, Metazoa, Chordata, Actinopteri, Perciformes, Serranidae. Gene Ontology annotation, molecular function: nuclease activity.
AUGGGGGUUCAAGGUCUGACCACUCUGCUGGAGAAGCACCGGGAGAUUUACCGGCCCGUCUGGUUCAGGAGGAGCCGGCUGGUGAUCGACGGCUGCAACAUCCUGUACCUGCUUUACUUUAACUCAGGUCUGGACCAGAGUCAUGGCGGGGAGUACGCUGCAUUUGAGGUUCUGGUUGAGAAGUUCGUCAAAGCCCUCAGAGACUGCGGGAUCUCGCCGUACGUGGUGCUGGACGGAGGCUCCGACCUCACCGACAAGAAGCUCGAAACUGUGACGCUCAGAGCUCAGGAUCGCAUCAAGAAGGCCCAUCGAGCAGCGGAGGGCAGCGGGGGAGGCAUCCUGCCACAACUGGUCAAGAUAGUGUUCGUCCAGACCCUGGCCCGGCUCGAGGUCCCGGUGGCCGUGUGCUACGGAGAGGCCGACCAGGAGCUCGCAGCCCUGGCCAACGAGUGGCAGUGUCCCCUGCUGUCCAAUGACAGCGACUUCUUCAUCUUCGACCUCCCGGCGGGGCUGCUGACCUUCUCGGACUUCGAGUGGGAGGCGGUGCGGCGGAUCGGCUCGCAGAGCUACAUCCCCUGUAAGAGCUACAACACCUCCAGCGCCUGCAUCGUCCUCGACAUCCGGCGCCAGCUCCUGCCCGCCUUCGCAGCCUUAGCCGGGAACGACUACGUGAAGCUGCAGAGGAUGGAGGCGUGCAUCCGCUGGGCUCAGUUCGCUCCGCCAGACUGCGGGACAGCGAGCCACCUGGAGGGGCUGCUCUGCUGGCUGAGGCGCUUCGACCGGCCCCGGGACGCCUUUGAGGCGGCGCUGGGGCUGAUGGGAGAGCUGAGCAGGAAGAGACAAGAGGAGGUGCUGAAGGGCUUAUCGCUGGGGAUGAACGAGUACAAGGUCCCUCCCAGCACCCUGAAAACCUUCUUCAUCCACGGGAAGGUGCCUCCUGCAAAGGAAGAAGUGGCGAGUCUUGUCCCGUCCUGGACCCGGCUGAUGCUGACGCAGGCCCGGCUGGCGCCAGACGUCCUGGACGUGCUGCUGCUGCGGCGGCUGAAACUCAGUAUCCCCGUGGACCACGCCGACAUGCCCAGCGCUCACCGGAUCUCCAGGCCGCUCCGCCAGGUGAUGUACGGGCUGCUGCUGGGAAAGGGGACGGCGGUGACGGAGAGAGACAGAGACGGCCUCCAGCUGAAAUUCAUCCCCGUCCAACCUGUCCUCACAGCGGCCACGAAGGGGCUGAAACUCAACUCACUGGAUAAGGCGGAGCCCUCUCAGCGUCUGCAGGUGUUACUGGAGGCUCUGGGAGUGACUGAGGCCUCUCUGAGCGGCCUGCCGCCGCAGCUGCGCCUCGUGGUGGCUGCCACCUGCUACUGGCUGCGGAGAGCCGAGCCUCCUCCAGAGGAGGCGCUGCUGAAGGCGCUGCUGCUGGGACUGAGCACUGGAGACACGCUGAGACACAGAGCAGAUCUGCGGCUUCGAAAUCACCAACGCAGACAACAGCUGGACGUGGUCGUGAAUCACGCCUUCAACGAAUGGCAGACCUGCCUGAAGGUCGGCUUCCAGCUGAACCAGCUGCUGAACUUCCCGUUACCUGAACCACAGAUCGCCAGGUUGUACGAGGGGACGUUGGUCCACCAGCUGGUCCACAGGAUUAGGGCCGGAACAAAAAUGAGGCUGUUUCCAAAGAACGAUCGCUCGAGUGUGACACUCUACAAAACGAUGCAGGCCGUCGUCCACCAGUUUCACUCUCAGGAGUCGCCGACGCCAUCAGAGACUCUGCAGAGAGCGGCGGCUCCGCAGCGCCAGCCUCUGGACGACCUAACCGCCAACCUGCAGCAGCUGUUCCUCCUGUACGGAGACAGCGACGAGGAGGCUGUGACCGAAGCUCACAGCUCGUUCCGAGUUCAGGAGGAUCUGCAUCUAAACGACACGGUGUCGGUGAAAACUCGCUACAAAGCUAAAAGUCGGAGCAACCGCUGCAAGAACCCAGAAGUGGCCCGUAAGGAGGAUUGCCGCGGCCGAGACCUCCUCUGAGCACAGAUUUCACUUUAAAGGGAGAGUUUGGAUGUUUUUAAGCAACAGUGGCCCUUUUUACACAGAGAUGGCACCGGAGAGUCUCUAUGAAGUCCCGUCUUUCUGCCAAACAACGUCAAACAACGCUGGCACCACGCCGCUCCAGUGAGUGAUUUUAGGCAGCAUGCCGGCAUUGCAGAAAGAAUAGAGGCGUGACGUUUAACACGACAUCAUCGGACUCUAGUGUGACAGACAACAUACGCGUCAGCAGCGCUUAAUAAACAACAACCAAUAAUCACCAAACGUCAAUAACCAUCAUCUCUGUUAUAUAGCGGCGGACCUCGUCCUCUGCUCGUGCGGUAAAGAGCUCAUGAUUGUUUAAACAAUUUUGGCUUCAGCUUAGAGACAUAGUCUCCCCAACGUGUCCCGGGUCUACCCCGAUCCUUUCUUUUUUCUUGAAAACUUUUGCUGAUUGUUUUUUCUUUAAAAAUUUGUGUGCUUUUAAGAAGAUAUGUUG